Cotesia glomerata is the source of this 1728-nucleotide messenger RNA. Its product is annotated as E3 ubiquitin-protein ligase RNF25. Gene Ontology annotation, biological process: protein ubiquitination. Gene Ontology annotation, molecular function: protein binding; ubiquitin protein ligase activity. The record is from RefSeq and is a predicted model, not a curated record. The transcript is spliced from 7 exons. NCBI's taxonomy places the organism in Eukaryota, Metazoa, Arthropoda, Insecta, Hymenoptera, Braconidae. Gene Ontology annotation, cellular component: nucleus. The coding region runs from base 573 to 1646 and encodes 357 amino acids.
GUUCAUUCCUGAUUUCCACUCAUUGUGUUGUGCAACUUGUCACUAACCGAAAUUUCUAUUAUCUAUAUCCAUAAGUAAGCUCUUAGUGUGCAAGUAAAUGGUGAUAGUUGUUAACUUUAGUUACAAAUAUUGAAAGUUUACUUAUCAAAUAAAAAAUAGAAUAGCAGUCAACAAGUAAUCGCAAAAUUUAAAUUACAUGAAUUUAAUGUCAAUACAUUUGCAAUAAUACUAUUAAAAUAACAUCUAAAUUCUGAAAAACGUUAUUUUAGCAUUCGAUAUAACUUACGAUCAACUGUGCUAUUAGAUGGAGUAACUUUAAUAAAAAAAUUAUAUAAAAGACUUAAACGAAUUAGAAUGGAAAAUUAUUUUCAAAUCCAACUCGAUACGUUUUUGAUUCUUGGAAUAUGUAUGUCAUCUGUUAUUUGUAAGUCAUUGAUUUAUCAAAGCUAAUCAAUAUACAUGAAUGAAAGAACUGUUAAUUAUGGUGAUUAGAUUAGUUAGUACGAACGACACAAAACCAAACUUUUAACCAAAGGAACAAAGGAUAUACACACAUAUAUGCAGCCAUAGGAAUGAUAAUUAUUCUCGAAAUGUCUAAAGACACGAUUGAUGAAAGGUUAUCAGAAGAAAUCGAAGCUCUUUGUGCUAUUUUGCUGGACAAUGAGUUCAAAAUACAAAAAAAUGAUCGGGGUUUCCCAGAUACUAUUGAGAUCCAGAUUUUUCCGUCAACGGGAGAAGAUCCACAGUCACAAUAUGUUUGUAUAACUCUCAUUGUGCAUCUUGUAUCUGAUUAUCCAGAUAUACCACCUAAAAUUUCAUUAAAAAACCCUCGAGGUUUGGAUGAAAGUACAUUAAAAAUAAUCCAAAAAGAAUUAGAAGUUAAGUGCCAAAAAUUUUCAGGUCAACCCGUGGUCUUUGAAUUGAUAGAGUUAGUUCGUGAACAUUUGACUCAAAAAAAUUUACCAACAGGGCAAUGUGUUGUUUGCUUAUACGGUUUUCGUGAUGGCGACAAAUUCACAAAAACUGAGUGUUAUCACUAUUUUCAUUCCCAUUGUUUAGCGGCUCAUAUUAUUGCUUCUGAACGUUAUUAUCGAGAAGAGUUAGAUAAAUUACCUCAGUGGCAGCAGGAUAUCACCAAGGAGUUCAAGGCACUGUGUCCAGUUUGUCGUGAAGUAAUCAAUUGUGAUAUGAACACUUUAAGUUUAGCACCACCUCCUGUCGAUGUAGAAGCAGCUACUACUUUUUCUAUAUCUUCCGAAUUACGAGAUUUGCAACUAAAAAUGUCAGCAUUAUAUUUGCAUCAACAACAGCAAGGUGGAAUUAUUGAUCCUGAAGCUGAAGAAAUAAAAAUGUUAUUGCGAACUAAUACUACAUACGAUGAAGUACAAUCAUCAAUGUCAUCCGUUGAAAAUAACCCAUCACAAUUCUCACUUCAAAGUAUUGUCCAUUCGAGUUCAAAUCCUGAUGAUGAACAUAUGUUUGAGCGAGAGGAUUUAUUUCAACGACCGAGUAGUCAACGAAAUAAUUUUCGUUCUGUUUUAAAUCAUCAACAUUAUUAUGGUCGUCGAGCUGGUGGUCAUAACCGCGGUAAUAAUAAUCACCAAAAUAGUGACCGAUCAAAACAAUCUAAUUAUGUACCUAGAUGACACAGAAUAAACGAUUAUAUUGCAAAAGUUGAUGUAUUCUAACACUCAAAUCUAUGUCAAUAAAAUUUCAUUAGAAGCUUUU